CAGCUGGCGUUGGCGUACCCGCUUUGGAAUUCGACCAAGUUGUAAAAUAGAAAAGAAAAAAGAAAAAAGAAAAAGCAAUAUAAAGUUGAUUAAAGUUUUUGCCUGCAAUGCUUGUUUGCAUGAAGCCCUGCAAGUAACGAACCUCUGUAUUGGAAAUGGAUCAACAUUAUGCACAGACGGGAUAAAAUUGGCUUCAUUGGUCCAUGCACGAACCAUGCAAACAAUAGGAAAAGCAACAUGGAUCCACAAAAUCAUUCUGGAACCUGCAUGGAGGGGAAGAUUCAUUCCAAGGUAAGAGGAACAACAGGGGCGAGGAAACUGGGUAAGACAUUAAGUGACAGUGGGGGAUCGUCAACGGACCUUGAUGAGGUGAUUGUGUGGUGUGGGAACAAGGAUUUGACAGAAGGGGUGCCAUCUACAAGUGGGUGUUCUGGAUCUCUGGAUGGUUGGAUUGAUGUGAAAUACCCAAUUGGGGAAGUGAAUGAUUGGGUUUCUCCAAGUUAUGCCAAUGAAGGCGAAUUGCAAAGUUUAAGCGAAGCAGAAACUGGUUCAAAUCAACAAAUACAAAGGGUUCCAAAAAGGCGUCAAAGAAAGAAGGAUAAGGCUCCAGAUAAGAAUGAACAAAGAGUUGGUGGGGAUAAGGGAAUUGUGGGUGGGGCUCUAAACAGGGAAGAGGUGAGACAAACAGGGGUUUCAAACAAAAAUCAACAAAUACAAAGUGGGAAUUCAGGAGCAUCUACGGCUAAAAGUGGUAAAAAACAUGACAAGGAGAAACCUAAAGUACAGGAACCAUUGCAUGGUAGUCAACAAAGAGACGGGAAGGAAAUUCAGGCUUCCAGGAAAGGGAACACAAAGCUUCCAUGUGGGUCGCUCUCAGAUAUACAAUUCGUAUCACUUUCCUCCAAUCAUAGUUCUGAAAAGGCUAAAGAAUCGAGUCACAGCAAAACAGUAGUGUCGGACGUUCCCGCAAAAUCAAGAGUCAUGUCCAAACAACAGCUGGAAAUUGGAAACCUGACAAGUGUCGUAGAGGAUGCUUCCUGUAAAGGAAAAAUCAAAAUGCAAUGGCGCUCAAAAAUAUCUCCACAGGCAGUCGGAAAUAUUUCAAAUAGUGUGGAUACUUGCCCUAAGUCGGAAGGUCCUCAUCCUAAACGAAUCCCUGCCUCUAAAGGAAUGACUGAGAGCCCGAAUCAUGGUAAGGAGAGUUUUGGAAAUGCAAAAGCGAUUAGAAGCGAGGUAAUUGCAAGGCAUGGUAUUCUUGAAAUUGGGAGUGGCGUAGAAUGGGAAGUUGAUUUGAAAGAUGCAAAAUUUGAAGAGAGAGAAUCUGAAGAGGUCGGAGAAGGGGGUAUCUCUGUAUCCGAUACAUUUUGUCCAGACCUAAAUGUGAAAGUUAAAGAUUCUCUUCCUCCAAAAUAUGUUCCAUUAAAGCAACUGCAAAAUUUGCAAGAAUCUGAGACCAGCAAGGGAUGUGGGACAAAGAGUUCUGUUUCAGAACAACAUGCACAUGUAGUUUGCAAUAAACCCCAAAGAAAUAAAGAGCAGGCUUCAGGUAAAAAUGAACAAAGAGAAGUUGGUGAUAAAAAAAUUAGUAACGUGGCAUUGGAGAACGAAAUGAGACAAAUGGGGAGUUCAGGAAUUGAAGAUGGGGCCCCAGAUAAAAAUAAACAAAGACAAAGUGGGGAUUUGGGGAUAUCUACAGGACAAGAAGGUAUAAGUAAUCAAAAAUAUGAGGCGUUAGGAAUAAAUGGAAAGGCCAGUGUCAAAGGACCAUUGCUUGGCAGUGUUGAAAUAGGCAGUGAAAACUUGGAAUUUCAUGGUGUCAAUAAGGAACUUGAGGAUUCCAAGCAGUGGGGCAAAAAUGAGCGGGGUGAACUUCUACUUAAAGAGUCCUCGGCUUUGAAAGGGACUACUGGAAGGCCCAAUCAAGGUGGAGAGAGUAUUGAAGAUGCAAAAAAUGUUGGAGACGAGGGAAAUGGAAGGCAUGGCUUUCUUGGAAGUGGAAAUAAUGUAGAAGGGGGUGUUAGUUUGAAUCAUAUGGAAAAUCAAGAUGCAGCAUUCAGUGAGAAAAAAGAAGGGGGAAUUCAUAUUUCUUAUCCAUUCUCUCUUGAAAAUGGCAGGCCAGAGUCAUUUAAGAAGGGUGGAAGGAAAAUAUCUGCAAUCACAGUUACCAACAAGGGAGAAAAUUCUCUGAAACUGUAUGCAGUAGAACUUGAUAAAGUAAGACCAAAAAACUCCUUCAGUCUUUCUCACUCAGCAGAACCUGUCAAAUCUAUACAAGCUGAGAACAAAUCAUGCUUGUAUAGCAUGGGUUCUCUUGAAGUCAAGAUGAAAUCAAUGAAUAUAUCAGAGUCGGAUGCACAGUCUACUUCUUUGGUCAGAGGUCCAUGGUUAAUUGAACCAAAUCAUCAUCUCAUCAUUCAUCUGUCAUGUACGGCUAAAGAUAUUGGAUUACACAGAUCAUCCAUUCUCUUUGACUUCCAGGAUCAGAAAAUUGUUUUGCGUGCUACUUUGCUUGCUGAGGAUGAUGUUUCUGAACAACUAGGCCCACAGGAGCCUUAUUCCAAAAGAGAAAAGAGAAAAUCAAGCAGUUUAAGAAGAAUUGUUGAUGGUGUGCCUCCUGCUCUGCCCAGAUUUGGAAAGAAACUGAAAUCUUAUCCUAUUCCACUUCAUUUGAAGAAUAUUGAUGACAAAAAGUUACCUGGGGUUCUUACAGAUGGUCUCUCCAUGAAAACAUAUUCCAAGUAUUUCUCCACUUUAUUGCACUUGGAAGAGUUGCAAAUGCAGGAAGAUAUAAAUGCAUAUGACAUGGAUAAUGUAACCAUGAAGAGUAGUGGUGAAUAUUUGGUCCUGAAGGUCCCUGGAUUGUCAGAGAAGCGCCCUUCACUUAUAUAUAGAGACCAAAUAUACGUGACAAAAUCUGGAGAAAAAGGCGUUGCAUAUGAGGGUUACAUCCAUAAAAUAGAAGCAAAUGAAAUAUAUGUAAAAUUUGACAAGUCAUUCCAUAAGAAGUUUAUUCCAAGGCUUCAAUAUGAUGUGCACUUCACCUUUAGUAGGAUCAGUCUCCGACGCUGCCAUCAGGCAGUAGAAGCAGCAGGCAGAAUUGAUGAGAAAUUCCUUUUUCCAUGGGAUUCUUUGGCAAGAAAAACACAUAAUAAUGUUUCCAAGAAUGAUCCUUUCAAUAGGAAUCUUAAUAAAGAGCAGUUAUCUGCUGUACAUCAAAUAUUAAAUUGCUACGGAUCACCACCAUACCUUGUUUAUGGACCACCAGGUACUGGUAAGACGGCAACAUUGAUAGAGGCCAUAUUGCAAAUUCUCAACAGAGAUUCAAAGGCCCGUAUUCUUGCAUGUGCUCCUUCGAAUGCUGCUUCUGAUAUACUAGUGGAGAGAUUGCUUGGGUCUGUUGAAAAGAGAGAAAUAUUUAGGUUGAAUGCUUUGUCUCGCCCAUAUCAAGAUGCACCACUUUGCAUUCUACCAUGCUGUUGCUAUAGAGAUUCAAUGUUUUACUGCCCACCUGUGGAAGAAUUAUUGAAAUAUAAGAUCAUUGUAUCGACCUACUUAAGUGCUGCCAUUCUUGAUGCACAAGAAGUUCCACAUGGUCAUUUUACACAUAUUUUCUUGGAUGAAUCUGCUCAAGGUACUGAGCCAGAAACAAUGGUGCCCAUUGCUAAUCUUGCUAAUGAAGAAACAACAGUUGUUCUUGCAGGUGAUCCGCAGCAGUUGGGUCCAAUCAUUCGCUCCAGUAUGGGAGAAAAGAUGGGACUGGGAAAGUCUUAUUUUGAAAGGCUUUCAGAACUCCACCUUUAUUUCCCUGAUGGAGAGAAUAAGCAAUUUGUAACAAAGCUUGUGAGGAAUUAUCGUUCUCACCCUGCAAUUUUAGAGCUUCCUUCUCGACUCUUUUAUGGAAGUGAGUUGGUUGCUUGUGCUGGAAAAAGGAUUAAGAAAUUACAUUGUGCCUUUGAUGAACUUCCAAACAAAAAUUUUCCAGUUGUUUUUGUUGGCAUAGAGGGCAUUGAUGAAAGGGAAGGCAGAAGUCCAUCAUGGUUCAACACAAUAGAGAUAAGCAAAGUCUUGGAGAUUGUCAAAAAAGUGAAAGAUGACAAGAGAAACUCAGUAACUGGAAAGGACAUAGGAGUAAUAACACCCUAUCGUCAACAAGUUGUCAAGUUGAGGAAAGCCUUUGGGCAAAAAAAUUUGUCUGAUGUGAAGGUUGGAAGUGUUGAGCAAUUUCAAGGAGAUGAGAGAACUGUGAUAAUUAUAUCAACUGUUCGGUCUAGUUACAAGGAGGAAUAUGACAUGAAAUUUAACCUGGGGUUCAUAGGAAAUCCUAAGCGCUUUAAUGUUGCUAUUACACGUGCCAAGUCUCUGCUUGUAGUGGUGGGGAAUCCAUACGUACUUAGUAAGGACAUCUACUGGAAUGAGCUACUCGAAUACUGUAUUUCUAACAAAUCAUACGUUGGAUGUGUGCUACCACCAAAAGACUCUGGCAACGAGUUUCCUCCAGGCAGCUUCCCAGAUGAUGUUGGUACUAGUGACCCCAUAUCAUACUCUUUUGUCAAUCAGGAUAUGGAAUGGGCUGAUGCUACUUGCUAAUUCAAGGGUCACUCGAAAAUAUUGUAUAACUCUGUAAAGGAAAAUGAUAAAACAAUAAAUGAGAUUUCUUGUUCACUAAUUGUAUAUUUUUUCAGUAAAUAGUGAAUGCGUUUACAACUGAUAUGCAACUCAAGGGGAUAGGGAUAGAAUUUUCGUAUGUUUUAAAUCAAUUCUUGGGAAUGUGUAAUAAUCAGUUAUCAGAA
Molecule: messenger RNA, 4790 nt
Organism: Cryptomeria japonica (Japanese cedar)
Lineage: Eukaryota; Viridiplantae; Streptophyta; Pinopsida; Cupressales; Cupressaceae
Product: probable RNA helicase SDE3
Exons: 6
Coding region: 169-4587 (1472 amino acids)
Molecular function (GO): 5'-3' RNA helicase activity; RNA binding
Source: RefSeq, a predicted model, not a curated record